Molecule: messenger RNA, 1933 nt
Organism: Mycena citricolor
Lineage: Eukaryota; Fungi; Basidiomycota; Agaricomycetes; Agaricales; Mycenaceae
Source: the annotation of a GenBank genome assembly
GGAACAUUCACGGGAACUGUGCGUGGUUUGAGUGCUCCGAUCUCCGAAGUCGGCGUGUGGGAAUUGCCGAGUCACAGGUGUGACAUUACUUUCAAGCUGCUCUGGUCAACGACGUCGCUUUGGGCGGGUUUCGCGCUCUUGACGACUCUCUUGUAUCGCAUUGUUCUAUAUAGACACGCAAACCGACUUGCGAUGGUUGACCGCAAGAUGGAGGAGAAUAUCGCCCAGUUCUGCGGUGUCACCGGAGCCUCCGUCAAAGACGCCAAGAAGUUUCUGGAAGCGUACAAGCGCUCCGAUGUCGCUAUCGAUGCUUAUUUCAAUGACCCUCGCGACCCGCGUGUGUUCGGUUCUGGCGUGAAGACACCUGUCGUCGCUGCCUCGACCAGCAAGCUCAAUUCGCUUUUCGACAAGUACAAAGACCCCGAUGGGGUGGAGAUCACCGUCAACGGGACCAUACAGCUCUGUGCAGAUUUGGGCGUCGACCCUGAGGACGUAGUUCUGCUGGCAGUUGCGUACGAGCUGAAGAGUCCCCGCGUGGGCGAAUGGAAUCGCGCCGGGUGGACGGAAGGAUGGAAGAACCUGGGGCAAGUCUGGCGGCUCCUUUUCUGUUUUACAUCAAUGCUCAACAUACUGCUCCUCUUCUACUUAUCUGUGCGCGGUCGUCGCUACCCGAUCGCAUGCGAUCAUACAAACAGAUGCGACUCUCUAUCAGCCAUGAAGGCAUCGCUUCCGAAGCUGAAAGCGAAGCUGGCUCAAGAUGCAGCGUACUUCCAGAAGGUGUACAAUCACACCUUUGACUUUGCAAAGUCAGAGGGACAGAGGAGUAUCGCUAUUGACACAGCCCAGGCCUUCUGGUCCCUACUACUGCCUCAUGGCAUGUCAGGUGCUGCGCUCUCGCAUGUAGAUUCGUCUGGAGACAGCGAUAUGACUGGUGACGGAGGAUGGCAGCCUCAAUUUGUUGACUGGUGGUUUGAGUUCCUGAACGAAAAGGGCGGCAAGGGCGUCAGCAAAGACACUUGGGUGAUGUUCCUUGACUUCGUCAGGACGAUCGACUCCCGUUUCCAGACAUACGAUAUCGAAGCCGCCUGGCCGUCGGCCAUUGACGAUUUCGUCGAUUGGGCUAAAACGAAGCUUAAGCAGUAAUGGAUGUAAGACUAUAUCGCGACUGUUCUACCUCUACCGUGUCUCUGUCAAUUGUAUAUGUCAACUUGUGGGCUCUGGCUGUAGAUUCUUAUGUACUGACUUGACCAUCACCUAGCUCGUGUGCGAGUUGCACUGACUCGUAUGCGGAGCUGAUGUCAAAGGUCCCAUGUAUAGGUCGGCUCGGUGUAUCUUGCAAUCAACGUUGUCCAGCAGACCCAGUGUUGAAUGUCUUGAUGGCCCCGAUCUGGAGACUUUCCCGAAGGUGAAUUUAUGAUCGAGACUCGGCUCGAUCCUUCGUCGAGAUUGCGGCACGUUCGAUACAGAUCGUCGCGGAACUGUUCGGUAAUCAAGUAUGUGAAUAGCGUAGCCCUCCAUCUAGUUAUUGACCGAUCCUUCGUGUCCCUUGAAAGACGUGGGAGAGUGUGUCUUUCGGCAUGCGUCGAGGAUCUGCAUCCAGGGUCGAUCCACCGCGCAGAUUUCACAUGUGUUAGCUAGAGAUAAGGGCUGCUGACAUGUACAGAAGGCGACGAAGCUUUCUGUGGGAGCUCGACGACAUGGACGGUGCUUGCAGGUUCUGCCGGUGUUUCAUGGGAAUCACCCUGAUAUCUCGGCCAAGCCCGGUCCCAAAAAUUGAAAGGGAAGCAGGAUAUGCGGUUAUACCCCACAGCGGCAGACAAAACAAUUAGUUCUGCGUUCGGACAUCAUUCAUCAUCAGAGCCUAGGAUAUUUAACCCAUCAUGCAUGAGUGGCUGAUUAUAUCUACGUUUUUACUCUGACCGUUGGCUCCAAU